Messenger RNA from Vittaforma corneae ATCC 50505, 588 nucleotides. Its product is annotated as transcription initiation factor TFIID subunit 5. The record is from RefSeq and is a predicted model, not a curated record. The transcript has a single exon. Gene Ontology annotation, cellular component: transcription factor TFIID complex. Gene Ontology annotation, molecular function: RNA polymerase II general transcription initiation factor activity. The coding region runs from base 1 to 588 and encodes 195 amino acids. Gene Ontology annotation, biological process: transcription initiation at RNA polymerase II promoter. Lineage: Eukaryota; Fungi; Microsporidia; Nosematidae.
AUGCCGUCCCCAAGAGUUCAAAGCGAUUUAAAAAACUUCAAGAUGGAGGACUCCUUCCUCAAGCUAAAGCUUUGGAUUGAAGACUCGCUCGAUCUUUUCAAGAACGACCUUCUCCCUCUACUCUAUCCCGUCUAUCUCCAUAUUUAUUUUGACCUCAUAGUCCAAGAUGAGAUUGAGUCCGCCAAAAAGUUUUUCGGUUUAUACAAGGAAAUUUUUCCAGAUAAAAUAGAGGAAAUGAAGGUAUUUGAAAGCAUCAACUCGCCGCAGCAUAUGCAUGAAAACGCUCUUGUUAUUGGCUUUAGAACCAAUAAGUAUUUCGUUGUGAUGGGAAGGUAUGCAUAUGAUUUAUUGAUUAAUUUCUUAGAAGAAAACAACCUGAUCUAUAUUUUAAAGAUAAUGAAUCAAUAUAUGGAGAUAAAGGCACAAAGUGGUCCCAGAGCUGAAGAGCAAAAGAUGGGAAUCGACGCCUAUGUUGAGAGCUGCCCGCUUGAUCUGAACACUUCUCUUGUUAGCACGGAAUGCGAGGAGUCCAUUCUUGCUCGGAGCAGUACAGGUAUGACCAUUUGGAGACUUACGUGCUUCAGCUGA